CGUAACCCGGAAGUACUUCUGGUGUUACUGACGAGAAGCUGAUACGGAUUUCCCUUCAUUUUUUUUCAUGUUCCAUACAUUUGUAAUGGACACAACAUGCCAAAGUCUCUCAAAUCUUUCCCUAAACCACCCUCUUGCUCCAGUUGAAUAUGCCAAUUGUGGCAGCUCUUCUUCGCAAGAUGACGAAGACGGCUUUGGGGAUCUGCUAUCUCUGCCUGUAGAUGUCUGCGAGAGACGACCCACAUGUUUACGAUGUUGCCGUCCCCAGAAGGUGUGUCUCUGCCCGUUCCUGCCAGUCCACCCCCUGGAGGUCUCCACGUGUCUGUACAUCGUACAGCAUCCUGCAGAGGAGAGUCGAGCGCUUCGUACCGUCCCUCUCCUUGCUGCGUGUUUGCCCCCAGGAAAAUGCAAGGUCUUGGUGGGAAGGAGAUUCAAUGAAGAGAGGAACCCAGAGCUGGCUGCAGUGUGUCGAGACAGCAGAACCCUGAUACUGUACCCGGGACCAGAUGCUCAGAACCUGGAGGAGCUAGUCCAGAAACAAGACCAGGACAGGAUGGGAGAGCAAUUUGUGAGGGCAGUGGGACCCAAUGUCAUCAUCAUCGAUGGCACCUGGAGCCAGGCAAAAGAUAUGUUCCUCAGAAACACCCUGCUCCACCAGCCCAAACAGGUGGAACAGCUAUUCUUCAACAGGGCACAAUACAGUGCCUUGCGAAAGGAUUCAUCCCCCUUGGAGCACUUUUUCUAUUUUGUUGCAUUACAACCUGUCAUUUAAAUGAAAUUUUAUUUGGAUUUCAUGUAAUGGACAUACACAAAAUAGUCCAAAUUGGUGAAGUGAAAUGAAAAGAAUUACUUUUUUUAUUUUUUAUGUAAAAACAGAAAAGUGGUGCGUGCAUACAGUGGGGCAACCCACCAAUUGUGCCAGUUCUCCUGCUUAAAAAGAUGAGAGGCCUGUAAUUUUCAUCAUAGGUACACUUCAACUAUGACAGACAAAAUGAGAAAAAAAAUCCUGAAAAUCACAUUGUAG
Molecule: messenger RNA, 1024 nt
Organism: Oncorhynchus kisutch (coho salmon)
Lineage: Eukaryota; Metazoa; Chordata; Actinopteri; Salmoniformes; Salmonidae
Product: DTW domain-containing protein 2-like
Exons: 4
Coding region: 68-772 (234 amino acids)
Source: RefSeq, a predicted model, not a curated record